UCCCUCUGUUGCUCGCGAGCUUUAGCCUUUGGUUUUUACGGGUAACCUCUUUCGCUUCUCAAACUAUUUGUAUCUCAGAGAGAGAGAGAAACAGAGAUAAAGCGAGAGAGAUAGAGAGAGAUAAGAGAGAUCCAAACCAGAAGCAAUCGUCUCCGUUUGCUUUUCUUUGUUGUUUAUUUCUCUUUUUUCGUGUGAAGAUUCGUAUCUCUUUUCUCCGGCAAACUCACGGCGGCGGGUUACGUCGCCGAUCCACUCUUCUUUAAUCGCUUCUAUGUACGUUUUAUCUUCUUCGGACGGAACAUAGAAGUUCGCUUUUGUCGUAGAAUGUGAUCCGGUCUCUGUAAGGUUUAUAGUGAAAAGCGUGUAUCUUUGUUUAAUUGUGUAAUUCAUAUUCCGGUGAAAAGAAAUGAAGAGGGUUAGAGAAGAGGUUUACGCUGAAGCUCAGAUACGAGGACCUACCGUUUCGUCUCGAGGAGAAACAAAUGGUAAGCCAUUAACGAUUGGUGGAGGAGGAGGGAAUAUGGGAGGGCUAACAACAAAUGAUGCCUUGAGCUAUCUCAAAGCUGUGAAGGAUAUGUUUCAAGACAAGAAAGAGAAGUAUGACACUUUCCUUGAAGUCAUGAAAGACUUUAAAGCUCAGAGGGUUGACACAAAUGGUGUCAUAGCAAGAGUGAAAGAGUUGUUCAAGGGCUAUGAUGACUUGCUUUUGGGUUUUAAUACCUUCUUGCCCAAAGGGUAUAAAAUAACCCUCCCGGAGAAGAGGCCAGUGGACUUCGGAGAAGCUAUCGAAUUUGUGAACAAGAUCAAGGCGCGAUUUGGGAAUGAUGACCGUGCGUAUAAAAGAUUUCUAGACAUCUUGAACAUGUAUAGAAAGGAAAGCAAGUCCAUCGCCGAUGUCUAUCAAGAGGUUGCUCUGUUGUUCCAUGACCAUAAAGAUCUACUUGUGGAGUUUGUUCAUUUCUUACCUGAUACUUCGGGAUCAGGUUCUGUGUACCCUUUUUCCGGAAGAAAUGCAGUACCCCGUGAUAAUAAUUCUGCAGUUCCUGCCAUGCAUCCAAAGCAUUUUGAUAAGAAAAUAAAACUAAGGAGUAAUGAUUACGCUGAACACUCCGAUCAACGAGAAGAUGGUGACGAGAAUCUUGUGGCGUGUUCUGCUGGUAAUUCUCUGGGAAAAUCCCUUAUUAAUCAAGGUCAAUGGCCGGGAUACCCGAAGGUCGAGGACAACGAGGGGAUGCAAGAUUAUGAAAAUAAUGGGGGUCAUGAAAGAUAUCCAGAAAAUGAUAGAACGGUCGCUUUUUGCAUUGGAAGUCAAAAAAAUGUACUAUCUUCCAGCAACUAUCUGGCCAAGGCUAUAAAUGAAUUGGACCUUACUGAGUGUGCACAAUGUACACCAAGUUAUCGUCUCUUGCCCGAGGAUUAUCCCAUUCAGAUUCCAAGCUACAGAAAUUCACUUGGUGAAAAAGUACUCAAUGAUCAUUGGGUAUCUGUCACAUCGGGGAGUGAGGAUUACUCAUUCAAACACAUGCGCAAAAACCAGUAUGAAGAAAGUUUGUUUCGAUGUGAGGAUGACAGGUUUGAGUUGGACAUGUUAUUAGAGUCUGUGAAUGCAGCCAUUAAGCGUGUGGAAAGUCUUCUGGAAAAGAUCAACAACAACACAAUCUCUAUAGAGACACCAAUUUGUAUCAAAGAACACUUAUCUGAGCUGAACCUAAGAUGCAUUGAACGGUUGUACGGGGAUUAUGGGCUUGACGUAAUGGAUUUUUUGAAGAAGAAUUCUCACAUCGCCUUACCGGUGAUACUAACCCGCUUGAAGCAGAAACAAGAAGAAUGGGCUAGGUGUCGCUCUGAUUUCAGGAAAGUAUGGGCUGAAGUAUAUGCUAAGAACCAUCACAAAUCACUAGAUCAUCGUAGUUUCUAUUUCAAGCAGCAAGACUCCAAGAAUUUGAGCACAAAAGGUUUAGUGGCUGAAAUAAAAGAUAUCAGUGAUAGAAAGCAUAAAGAAGACCCGCUUUAUGCCAUUGCUGUUGGAACUAAGCCCUCAUUCACCCCAGAUGUGGAGUUCAUUUAUUCUGAUACACAAGUUCAUGCUGACCUGUAUCAACUAAUCAAGUAUUACUGCGAAGAAAUAUGUGCUACUGAACAGUCGGAUAAAGUUAUGAAGCUGUGGGUAACGUUCUUGGAGCCCAUGUUUGGCGUUCCUUCUAGGUCUCAAACUGAUGAGACAAUGGAAGAUGCUGCACAGGUAAAGGAUGAGACAAUGGGAGAUGCUGCAAAGGUAAAGGACAACCCAGAGGAGCAUGAUGCAUGUGUGGCAGUGAAGGAAAAUACUUGUGAGGGUUCUCUUGCCUCUGGCCUUAAAGAUCCAGUACCUCCAAAAACGCCGAACAAAGAAAACCCGGUCAACACAACACAAGAAACCAUUCAGCAAGAUAAAUUAGAUGUUGAUGCAGCUAUGACUAAUGAGGAUAGCCAGCCUUCCAAAGUGGUGUCACCCAGAAACGAGUUAGUAAAGGAAGGUUUAGAGAAUUGUAGUAAGGUUAGUGACGUAUCAAAGGGAGAGCCUAAGGUUGAGCGAGAAGAGGGUGAAUUAUCUCCUACCGAAAGUUUUGAGCAAGACAAUUUUGAGGUUUAUAGAGAGAAUGGCCUCGAGUCUGUGCAGAAACUGCCGGACAAUGUUAGAAGUAACAAAGACCUAGAACACAAAGAGGAGGGAUGCUGUACUGAAGCUGGAGAGAGGAGCAAAUCUCCUCCUGAAGAUGAUGGAAAUAAAAUUACUCAAAACUUAUCAGAAGUGAAUGAAAAUGACUCUAAAAUUAUUGCCUCAGGAAGCAAGUUUGGUGGCCAUGUUUCUUCCGAGGAAGAGCGUAAAGGAGCUAUGAACUGUGACCGGAUUGAUAAUGUUGCUGAGAGUGAAAACGAGGCUCUAGGGAUGGUUAAUUCCAACGAGGGUGAAGAUGGAUCCUUUUUCACAUUUUCAGAACGGUAUCUGCUGCCUGUAAAGCCCCUUGCAAAACAUGUGCCUGGGCCACUGCAAGAAAGUGACUCCCGGAAUGAUUCUCGAGUUUUCUAUGGGAACGAUUCAUUUUAUGUGCUUUUCAGGCUUCAUCAAAUGUUGUACGAGAGAAUACUAUCUGCAAAGAUACAUUCAGAGAGGAAAUGGAAAGCUCCAGAUCCAGAUAACACAUCUCCUGAUUCUUACACCAGGUUCAUGGAUGCCCUCUAUAAUUUACUUGACGGCUCGAGCGAUAAUACAAAGUUUGAAGAUGAAUGCCGAGCUAUAAUUGGAGCACAAUCAUAUGUUCUCUUCACAUUGGACAAGCUAGUUCAGAAGUUUGUUAAGCAUCUUCAUGCAGUUGCAGCUGAUGAGACAGACACCAAGCUGCUGCAACUAUAUGAUUAUGAGAACUACAGAAAACCGGGGAGAUUCUUUGAUGUAGUGUACCAUGAGAAUGCCCGAGCCCUUCUCCAUGAUCAGAACAUAUACCGGAUUGAAUAUACAUCUGCUCAAACCCGCCUCUCGAUUCAACUUAUGAACAGCGGGAACGAUCAGCCCGAAGUUACAGCUGUAACAGUGGAACCAGGUUUUGCAAAUUAUCUGCAGACUGACUUUCUCUCGAUUGUACCUGAUGAAGAAAAGCCUGGACUGUUUCUGAAGAGGAACAAGGCGAAACUAAACGCUCCAGAGGAAUCUUCAGGGAUAUCACGUGCAAUGGUUGGACUGAAAAUUAUCAACGAGGUCGAAUGUAAAAUGGCUUGCAGUUCUUCCAAGGUCAAGUAUGAGCCAAACACAGCAGAUCUUCUGUAUAGAAGUAAGCAGAAGAAACCAAAACCGAAUCCAACUGAGCUUGACAGUGCAAAAACUUCCGGUAGCAGUGAAAUCUCGAAAAACAGAAGCAUAUCGCGUUUUCACUUAUGUCUUAGCCGCAGACUUAUUGCCUUGCCUUAAUGACGGCUUCAAGCACAUGUGAAGUUUUGGGCUAGGAUAUGCAAAGUAUCAGUUAGUGAGUGGUAGAGACUAGAGACCAAACUGUCUUUGACAAGAUUCUUGCAUCAUUUGGCUUAAAGAGAUUCACAUGACAAACCAUGAUUUUUAAUUUCCUAAAUUUCGUUGUCGAGUCGCCAGUUUUGGUGUAUAGUGUUAGAUUAUAUAUGUAAUGACGAUGCUAAAAUCGGAGAUUUUCAAUUCAUUCAUUCAAACAAAUGCUGAAUAUUAUUCCUUCUAAUGUUAUGUGUCCUUUUUCAAUUCAA
Eutrema salsugineum is the source of this 4248-nucleotide messenger RNA. RefSeq names its product paired amphipathic helix protein Sin3-like 5. Bases 407 to 3946 code for a protein of 1179 amino acids. Gene Ontology annotation, biological process: negative regulation of transcription by RNA polymerase II. The transcript has 20 exons. Gene Ontology annotation, molecular function: transcription corepressor activity. Gene Ontology annotation, cellular component: histone deacetylase complex; chromatin. The record is from RefSeq and is a predicted model, not a curated record. NCBI's taxonomy places the organism in Eukaryota, Viridiplantae, Streptophyta, Magnoliopsida, Brassicales, Brassicaceae.